Messenger RNA from Malania oleifera, 1941 nucleotides. RefSeq names its product TITAN-like protein. The coding region runs from base 137 to 1468 and encodes 443 amino acids. The transcript is spliced from 7 exons. Lineage: Eukaryota; Viridiplantae; Streptophyta; Magnoliopsida; Santalales; Ximeniaceae. The record is from RefSeq and is a predicted model, not a curated record.
CCAAUGGCAAAACCUGGAGUGGGGGGCACCGAACCUGUCACCGCGUGUUCGAACCAGGGAACGAAAUCGACCUCCAGGGACAUUGGGAGAAAUACGAACCGCUUUUGGACGGAUUCCUCUCCUCAUUAGUACGACAAUGGAGAACCAGCAGACGAACAGCCCUAACCGUAGCACCGCGAAGAAGAAGAAAGCGAGGAAGGAAGAAUUCGAGUUCUGCGAGGUGUGCAAUCUCAAUCACGAUCAAGGCCGACGCCACAUUUACUUCCCGAACCAUAAGAAGUCUCUCUCCUCCUUUCUCUCUCGGUUCAGCGCCAAAUUAUCCGACGUGCGAUUCUUCCUCAAGAACCCUAACUUUCUCCGCCCCGAACACGCCUCUCGCAAUCGCUUCUGGUGCGUCUUCUGCAACCGCGAUGUCGAUGAGCUCGGAAGCUCCUUUGCUUGUAGCAAUGCAAUAAAGCAUUUAGCAAGCUCGGACCAUUCAAAGACUCUGAAGCAUUUUUUCUGGAAAUACGGUGCUGGGAUGGAUAGUGUGGACUCUUUCAGGAUCUCUGAAGACGAUUUAGAAAAGUGGGAAAGAAAGUGUGAGUCAUUGAAGAUUGAAGCUGCAGAACCUAAUGAAGGAUCUUGCAGAUCCUUACCUGGACCUUUGAAUGAUAUCCAUAAUGCACUCAAUUAUCAACAUAUAGGAAAUUUUAAAACAAACACAGUUUACUCUCUUGAAUCAAGUAUUUCAUUUGGUGUUGUGCCUUUACCAUAUUACACAAAUGAGAGAUAUCAGGGUCAGGUAUCCCAUUCAGAACUCUCUGAAGUUGCAAAGGUUGGCUCUCUUCAGCUCAAUGUUACUUCUUCUUUGCCUGUGGGCACACAGUCUAAUACAAAUUUAUGGGGUUCAAAGGAUUUGGCAGUUCCUAGGUAUAACCAGGGUUCUAUCCCUUGUAAUGGUGUGCAUCACUCAGUUGAUGGUUAUCUUAGUAGUGCAGGGGUAUGUGAGCAUGAAAGGAUGGUUAAGGAACAGAGCAGUUCUCAGGGUUUGCAGAAUAUCAAUCAAAUUUCUCCUAUGUCUACGGAAGAGGUUGGAAAUGUGCAUUCUGGAGCAUCCCCUCCUUGGUUUGAUGGGACUGAAGAAAAGAAGCUCAGUGUUCCCCCAAAAACAGUAAUGGAUAGCCUCGUUUCUUCUAAAGCAGGGAAGGCCCCUAGAUUGAACCCUAAGCGGGUGGGAGCUGCUUGGGCAGAGAAAAGAAAGAUUGAACUACAGAUGGAGAAGAGAGGAGAGAUUGUCGCUAAUAAUUUUGAUAAUGAUUGGCUCCCUAAUUUUGGCAGAGUAUGGCAAUCAGGAAGCCGAAAAGAAUCCAGAAAAGAAUUUGAGAUGGAGAAACGGAAGCAUCUCAAGGAUGAAAGUCAAUCUGACACGUCAUUCACGAUCCAGCCUUACAUUAGCAAGCGGAUGCGAAGAGAAGCUUGUGAAUGAUGAUUCUAGUAAUGAUCUUGUUGAGACAGGAUGCGAUUUGAGCUUGUACGUUCUUCUAUUUUUUCUCUGGACAAAGAUCUGAUAUAGGCAGAACAACCACUACCCAAAGGAGCAGAAUUCUGCUCAGAAUUUGGAAGUUUUUUAUUAAGCUUUUGCAGCGAGGAGCGAUGUCAACCAAGAUGCAAUAUGUGCUUGCUGUACUGGCGCAUUUGUUAAUCCCUUAGAUGCAUAUAUGUAUCUUGAAUCUUUGUUUUCAACAACUAGAGGUUUGUUGUGCGGAGAUCCUGCUUGGGAAGGAGGGGGUUUGGGGCAUGCUGCGUAUAGGCGUGCCACGUUGUGAACCAUGGGAAGGGAAUAUAUGUAAUUUAUCCGUUUUUAGUUUCAUUUGCCACCAUGUAAUUUGACAAAUCGUAUAUUUUCUGCAUGUUCAGCCAUGAAUAAACAGAGAUGCACAGCUGCAGCAUGCAAUGAAA